UUUAAACCCCUAUAAAUCAAGAAAGGAGAAAGAGAAGAAGAAUCAACAAAAAAAAAACAGAAGCAAUCAAUGUCUUAUUCUUCCCUCAAAUUGCCAAUCUUUCUCAUUCUCUCAUCUCUUCUCCAUGCCGCUUUAGGGGAAGAAAUCAUUUGUGAGAAUCUGCCCGCUAGUAUGUGCGCGUUCUCGAUAUCUGCUACCGGGAAAAGAUGUUUACUGGAGACAGCUAACGUCGCCGGAGAAUACACUUGCCGGACUUCCGCGGUGGAAGUUAAAGGAAUUGUAAACCACGUGGAGAGCUACGAGUGUGUAGCCGCUUGUGGUGUUGAUCGGAAAACCGUAGGGAUCUCAUCGGACGCAAUGAUGGAGGCAGGAUUCGCCGCUAAGCUUUGCUCUCCGGCUUGUUUGGAUUAUUGUCCUAACAUUCUUGAUCUUUAUUUCAAUCUCGCUGCCGGUGAAGGUGCAUUCUUACCUGAUCUGUGUGAUGCUCAACGGACAAAUCCACACCGUUCGAUGUUGGAAAUGCUCAGUUCUGGCGGGGCUCCUGGGCCUGCUUCUGAGACAGCUCCAGGCCCUGUCUCCGACUCCGACUCCUCAGCCCCUGCUCUAGCUCCGGCUGCUAUGUAAAAUUUUUAUUUUGGGAGAAGCUGCUAUCACUACAAGAAAACA
Molecule: messenger RNA, 666 nt
Organism: Raphanus sativus (radish)
Lineage: Eukaryota; Viridiplantae; Streptophyta; Magnoliopsida; Brassicales; Brassicaceae
Exons: 3
Coding region: 70-624 (184 amino acids)
Source: RefSeq, a predicted model, not a curated record